GCACUCUGAUGAUCUGUCUUGGGUAGGGAGAAAAGUCCCAAGCCCGUGAGCAUUUCCCAAAGCUUCGGUAUCACUUUCGCAAUCACAAACUAGACCUUAUCCGAUCACAAAAAUCUUUCCCACCUUGUCUCUUUCAAAGUCAGAAAACAUGCCUUGUAAAUCCGAACAUGUUCUUAGCAUUUGCUUCAAAGACAAAUACUAUAUCAAAGAAAACCAUACAAAAUGCAGGCUGCUUUGCAUUUCACAGCUUGUUUCCCCAGAUUAAUGCCCACCAAACCCACAGCAGCUACACCGUGGAGGUCCACCCCUCAUUUGCAAACGACACAAUCCCGAUUAAUCAAAGUGGCUCUGCAACAGCUCCUGACACCUCAGCAGUUGACUACACUUCCAUUACCUCUGUCUUUCCAGCAGAAGCUUGUGAGACAGUGGGAGGAGAUGCUUGUGAUGCUGAAAUGUAUCCUGAAGUGAAGCUUGACCCAGAAACCACCAGCACUACAAACAAGACUUCUACGGAGAUGGUAGAUAGAGACUAUCUCAAGUAUGACAGUCCCAAGACGUAAGAUUAUUCUCCGCACUAGACAUUUUUUUCUUA
Molecule: messenger RNA, 592 nt
Organism: Rhododendron vialii
Lineage: Eukaryota; Viridiplantae; Streptophyta; Magnoliopsida; Ericales; Ericaceae
Product: light-regulated protein, chloroplastic-like
Exons: 2
Coding region: 168-560 (130 amino acids)
Cellular component (GO): chloroplast
Source: RefSeq, a predicted model, not a curated record